Molecule: messenger RNA, 1725 nt
Organism: Priceomyces carsonii
Lineage: Eukaryota; Fungi; Ascomycota; Pichiomycetes; Serinales; Debaryomycetaceae
Gene: ASN1
Product: asparagine synthase (glutamine-hydrolyzing) 2
Exons: 1
Coding region: 1-1725 (574 amino acids)
Cellular component (GO): cytosol
Molecular function (GO): asparagine synthase (glutamine-hydrolyzing) activity
Source: RefSeq, a predicted model, not a curated record
AUGUGUGGAAUUUUCGCUGCUUAUAGGCAGCCAGAUAUGGAGCACUUUAAAGAAAAAGCUUUACAGUAUUCUAAGAGAGUUAGACACAGAGGACCAGAUUGGUCAGGAAACGUUGUUCAAAACUCAACUAUCUUGUGUCAUGAGAGGUUGGCAAUCGUGGGAUUAGACUCAGGUGCUCAACCUAUCACAUCCUCCGAUGGUAACUACAGCUUAACCGUUAACGGAGAAAUCUAUAACCAUAUUCAUCUCAGGGACAGCAUGCCAAACUACAAGUAUAAGUCCAUGUCAGACUGUGAGCCUAUUAUUCCACUUUUUGAGAAAUACGAUGUUGAUGCUCCUAAAUAUUUGGAUGGUAUGUUUGCUUGGGUUUUAUAUGACAAAAAGAGAGAUCGUGUUGUUGCUGCAAGAGAUCCAAUUGGUAUCACUACAUUGUAUAUGGGUAAAUGCAAAUCGCAUCCAGAAACGAGGUAUUUUGCAUCGGAGUUGAAGUGCUUGACUGAUGAAUGUGACGAGAUCCAAGCUUUCCCUCCAGGACAUGUAUAUGACUCUGAUACUGAUAAACUCACGAGAUACUUCAACCCAAGCUGGUGGGAUGGUUCCAAGGUUCCUCAGAAGCAUGUUGAUUAUAAAGAAGUGAGAGAAUCGUUAGAAUUGGCCGUCAGAAAGAGAUUGAUGGCUGAAGUUCCAUAUGGUGUUUUAUUGUCUGGUGGAUUAGAUUCUUCAUUGAUAGCUUCUAUUGCAGCUAGGGAGACUCAAAAGGCAGCUCAACGUCUCUCAAACGAGGGUAUUAAUGCAAAUGAUGAGUUGACAGGGGUUGAUGAAAAGGGUUCCUUGCACGCAGCAGGAUGGUCAAGAUUACAUUCCUUUGCUAUUGGAUUACCAGGUGCUCCAGAUUUACUCGCAGCUGAAAAGGUUGCACAUUUCAUCGGAACCAUUCACCAUUCUCAUACUUUCACCUUAGAAGAAGGAUUAGAUGCUCUUAACGAUGUCAUUUACCAUUUGGAGACUUAUGAUGUCACUACGAUCAGAGCAUCGACUCCAAUGUAUUUAUUAUCUAGAAAAAUCAAAGCUCAGGGUGUCAAGAUGGUUUUGUCUGGUGAAGGUUCUGAUGAGAUUUUUGGAGGAUACUUAUACUUCGCUAAUGCUCCUUCAGCCAAGGAAUUCCACGAAGAAUGUGUGCAGAGAGUGAAAAACUUACACUUUGCCGAUUGUUUAAGGGCUAACAAGUCAACUAUGGCUUGGGGAUUAGAAGCAAGAGUUCCAUUCUUGGAUAAGGAAUUUUUGGAAGUGUGUAUGAACAUCAACCCUGAAGACAAACUUAUCAAACCUAAAGAAGGCAGAAUUGAGAAAUACAUAUUGAGAAAAGCAUUCGAUACUUCUGAUGAUCCAAAUGCAAAGCCUUAUUUGCCAGAAGAGAUUUUGUGGAGACAAAAGGAACAAUUCUCUGAUGGAGUUGGAUACUCUUGGAUCGACAGUUUGAAGGAUGCUGCUGAAGCUGCUGUUUCUGAUGAAGACUUUGCUAAUCCAAAGGCUGAAUGGGGUGACGAUAUUCCAACAACUAAGGAGGCGUACUGGUACAGAUGUAAGUUUGAUGAAAUUUUCAAAGAUUCUAAAGCUGCUGCUUCGACUGUUAUGAGAUGGAUUCCAAAGGCAGAAUGGGGUUGCCAUGCAGAUCCAUCGGGAAGAUACGCAACUACCCAUGAGCAUAAGGUUGAUAACCAAUAG